Condylura cristata (star-nosed mole) is the source of this 786-nucleotide messenger RNA. It is a transcript of the gene CFAP95, whose product is annotated as chromosome unknown open reading frame, human C9orf135. The transcript has 6 exons. NCBI's taxonomy places the organism in Eukaryota, Metazoa, Chordata, Mammalia, Eulipotyphla, Talpidae. The record is from RefSeq and is a predicted model, not a curated record. Gene Ontology annotation, cellular component: plasma membrane. The coding region runs from base 1 to 693 and encodes 230 amino acids.
AUGGAGCGCUAUGACAGCUGCCAAGAAUGGUGCAGCAGUAAACAAUACUGGAUUGAGCUUGGACCCACCGACUUACUGGAGCGUAAAGGCUCCCUGACCCUCCGUUCCCACCACAAGAAAUACUCGAAGCCUGUGUUGGUGUCUUCCUGGCAUCAUGACAGAGAAGCUUAUCCCAAAGAUUAUGACAUAGAGGGUCCUGAGAAAGUAAAAAGACUGUGCAGUUCAACAUAUUGGAGACUUGGAACUGAGGAACCCCCAAUUUGGAUAUCAGAAUCACAUGAACAGAUGUCACAAAUUUAUUUAAACAAAGAAUUGGCUAAAAGAAAGAGCAAAGCUUUACUGAAUGAGGAGACAAUGAGCUCUGGGAUUGUUCAAAGGGACACUGGAUUGCCUGCAACAGGCUUUGGAGCCAUCUUUACUAGACACCCACCAGAUCAAGGCAAAAUGUGUGCAUUGACAACAUAUGCUGAAGACUAUGCUCCACCAUAUGAUUAUCAACCACAUGAUUAUCCUUGUCAAGAUGAUUAUUCAAUAGUCCACAGAAAAUGCUGUUCUCAGUUCACAGAUCUAAAUGGUUCCAAAAGAUUUGGUAUCAACACUUGGCAUGAUGAGAGUGGGAUUUAUGCUAAUUCAUAUGAAAAACAAAAACUCUACCCAUUAACUGGUGGUCCCAUUGUCCCCUUUUUAAAAUAAUUAAAGGAGUCAGAUACUCUAAUGAAGGAAUAAUGGAUGUAACAAUUGACAAUGUUUGUCUUAAUAACUGCAGUAUGGAAAUACUACUUUGGA